This is a messenger RNA of Calliphora vicina (urban bluebottle blowfly), 1615 nucleotides long. RefSeq lists its product as uncharacterized. Bases 109 to 1488 code for a protein of 459 amino acids. Gene Ontology annotation, biological process: Golgi organization; Golgi to plasma membrane protein transport. Gene Ontology annotation, cellular component: Golgi membrane. The record is from RefSeq and is a predicted model, not a curated record. The transcript is spliced from 2 exons. NCBI's taxonomy places the organism in Eukaryota, Metazoa, Arthropoda, Insecta, Diptera, Calliphoridae.
CAUAUCACUGUUGUUGUCAUUAUUUUUGUACACGACAAUACCCAGUUUUUAUUUUAUUUAUAUUAAUCUACAUUAUUUUUACUGUGCAAAUAUUAGAUAUUUUAUUAAAUGGAGGUGGCAUUAAUGGAAUUGGAAAGAUGCCGUACAAGUGGAGAUGGUAUGGAACAAGAAGAUCUACAAGAGAAAGUAGAUCAAACACAAACAGCACCUGAAACUAAUACGAUCGAUAAUAAAAAAGAGCUACAUAAAGAUAAGCAAUCAUCAUUGAGAGAAGAACAAUUCAAGCAGGUUUCAAGAAAAACAUCAGGAUCGUCAGUAACAAACAAGGCAAAUCAAGGAUUGCCACUGCCUGGGUUGCAUACAUUAUAUCGAAGGCCCGACUGCAUAACAAGGAGUUUAAAACCCGUGGUACCGAAAGGCGAAUUAGUUAUGAUGAAACCACGUUUAGUAGAUCCUAUUAAUGCUUUGCCUGAGCAUAAAAAGAAUAAACCCCCUAAAUUUAUACCCUUCGAACCGUAUACCGGAGCUGUAAACCCCAUAGUGUCAAAACAGAAAAGUGGUUCGGCGACACCAAGAACAAUGACAACUAAAUCUAAUCGCAAUAAUUUGGAUAUUGGUAUAUUGGUGACGCAAAUGUCCUCAAUGAGAACACAAGAGUUACAGGAACCAGAAGGAGAAAUUAAGGAUGACGCUACAAGCCAGCGUGAUGGCAGUGAUGUACAAAAUGCCAAAGAACUGGACAAUUUAAGAGAAGAAUUAAAGAAGCUGAAAGAAGAACGUGAUUAUUUUCAAGGACAAUUUAAAUUUCAGACACAAGUUAAUGCGGAACUAAAAAAUUUACUAGUUGCCUCGGUGGGAGAAGAUUUGCUUACACGAGUAAAUGUACUAACCGAAGAUAAAUUGCAACUGGCCAGAGCUUUGCUCGAUACAGCCAACAACUUAACAACACAUACAGAACAAAUUGAAUUUUUAGCUGGCCAAUGUGAAGUUUGGCGUUCAAAAUUUCUGGCCAGCAGUGUAAUGGUAGAAGAAUUAGCCAGAUGGAAGGCAGAUCUAACACAAAAAAAUCAAAUGCUUAACGAAUCUACAAAAAAACUACUACACACAACACAUCAACUGAGGCAAAUGCAGUUAGAAAUGUUGAAAAACUUGAAAUUUUUAGCAAAAAUACGCUACCUUAAUUUACCAGCUUCCGAUGUCAUAACUUUGUCAGCAGAAAACUUAAAUAUAUUACAACAAAUGGUCUUACAUUCUGGUGUUGGUAUGCCAGAAAGUGAUAUAAGCAUAUCUUCUGCUUCGACAUCACCACUAUGUGAUUCUGAAAAAUAUGCUGUACAGGCUUUAGAGUUUAUUAGCCAGCCUUUAAUGGCCACCGAUGAAGCCAUCAAGGCAUUGUUUGGCCAGGCUCAAAGACCUUAUGCUACGCAAGUGUCAACGACUUCAGCCACUGAAUUGGAAAAUGUUAAUUCAACUUUAAAGGAAAAUUAAACCGUAUUUUUACUUACAUACUUAUAAUCUAUUGUAUAAUAAUUUAAACCAUCAUCUGUAAUAUUUUAUAUUCCCUAAUUAUAGUCUUCAAAAUAAAGCAAUAAUUAUUAUUAUUAUUCUUAACAAA